Messenger RNA from Bicyclus anynana (squinting bush brown), 6257 nucleotides. RefSeq lists its product as uncharacterized. Gene Ontology annotation, molecular function: RNA polymerase II cis-regulatory region sequence-specific DNA binding; DNA-binding transcription factor activity; zinc ion binding. Lineage: Eukaryota; Metazoa; Arthropoda; Insecta; Lepidoptera; Nymphalidae. The record is from RefSeq and is a predicted model, not a curated record. Gene Ontology annotation, biological process: regulation of transcription by RNA polymerase II. The coding region runs from base 254 to 5383 and encodes 1709 amino acids. The transcript has 15 exons. Gene Ontology annotation, cellular component: nucleus.
UCGUUUACGUAACACGUAGUGCUACUGCUAGUGAUUAUUACUCUUUGGUUUCUUCUAAGUUCUAAUUACAAAUAAAAAGCAGAGGGAUACAGUAUUUAUUGUAUAAAAUUAAUAUAAAUCAAGGAAAUUGGUUAAUACACAUUUCUAAAUGUUUAUAAAUAUCAAUAAUAAGUACAAACUUUAAAAUAAAUUGUCGAAGUGACCUUACAGAAAAAUUAAAAUCCGUAAAACACAAACUAUACCAAGAAUCAAGAUGCAGUGCUGCGUGCCUUUCUGCGUAAAUACUUCAGACAAUGCGUCAACAUCUGCGGGAACAGGAAUUACCUUUCAUGAGUUAUCCAGGUUACCCAGAGAAGAAAGUCUCCAUGCUGCUUGGCUCAGAACUCUCGGCACACAAGACCAUCACCUGCCCGACCCUGCUGUAGUCUGCUCGCAGCAUUUUUUAGAUGAAGACUUUUCUGAAACAAAGAGUUGUGUAAGGCAGAUUCGCUCUAAUGCUAUACCUACAACAGUGCAGAUGUGCAUGAUAUGCCUGGACACUGAUAGUAAGCUCUCUCUAAUGAGUAAACACAAGUUGGAGGAGACAUAUGAACAGCUAACUGGACUGUCUUUGUUUCAGUUGUGUAGUGGAGGAAACCUGAAGCAAACACUCUGUGUGCUGUGUGCUCAGAGAUUGAUUAACUUCAGUAGAUUUAGAGACUUGUGCUUGAGAGCCCAUUCACUGAUGACAGACUUACUUGCACAAGAUGAAUCAAUUACUAUUCAACAUAAGGAACUGAUGAACUGCACAACAAAACAUCUGCAGUGUAACUUAACACAGACGACGUUAGGAGCAGACUACUGUGACUUGUACAUAGAUCACACUGAUGAAGAGGAACAGACAGCAGCAGAGGAAUCUGUAGUGAAAGAUGUUGCAUCAGUUGUGGUGAAGAAUGAAUACAGUUCUGUUUCCCUGUCAAAUGCUGAUAACUCUACAUUGGUACACAAAGAUGACAAUGACAGAGACCGUUCCAACAAUGACUGUGUCUUGGACGAUGAAUACUCUGACAUGAGCAUCGAGCUGGAAUCUAGACUACUGGACGAAGCUAUAGGUGAAGCUCUUCAUAACAAAGCAACAGCUUGCUGGGCUGCAGUCACAGAACAUACUGAAACAGAGAGUUCCAUAAAGAAUGAAAGUGUUGUCUUUGAAUGUUCAUUUUGUGAUAAGGAGUUUCUGCAAGAAAUUACAUACUUGGAACAUUUAAGCAAACAUUCAUCAUUCAUUCAGGUAGUUGGCGGCGACGCUGCAUGUGAUGCAUCACAAGUGUGCGAGCCUCGUGCAGCUGUGAGCCGCAGCGGUGACUCACUCGUGCUGCAGAACAAGUCAGUAUACAACGACGCUGCAUGUGAUGCAUCACAAGUGUGCGAGCCUCGUGCAGCUGUGAGCCGCAGCGGUGACUCACUUGUGCUGCAGAACAAGACAGGAAGUCGGAGGCUGAAUGAUGUCCCUCCCCCGGCUGCAGACUGCGCUCAGGCUUUAGUCGCUCCACUGUCCGCGAGACUUGCGGCAAACAACGACCACACAGUGCAGGCAACUGAAGAAGCAGCUGCGACCCGGAAAACUGAACAAAUCCUUGAGACUGACAUUGGCGAACUGAACGAGCAACCAUCUCAGAGCGGCACUGAAAUAUAUACAGAUAUAAAUAGAUUCACAAACUGUGUAGUACAGUUACAUGAUAUUUUCAAGAAACCCAAAAAAACUGUACCAGAUGAGAAUCCACGCCUGAAAACCCACACUCAUGCAAAGCCUUAUUCUUGUGAGAUGUGCAAUUAUAAAUGCACACACAAAAGUUCUUUAAGGCAGCAUAUGAAAACUCACACUGGCGAAAAACCUUUUUGUUGUAAGGUAUGUAAUUAUAAAUCUGCACUGAAACAUCAUUUAUUAAAUCACAUGAAAACUCACACUGGCGAAAAGCCUUUUUGUUGUGAAAUAUGUAAUUAUAGAUGUGCACAGAAAGGUAAUUUAAAAACACAUAAAAGAAUCCACACUGGCGAAAAGCCUUUUUCUUGUGACAUUUGCAAUUAUAAAUGUACACAGAAACAUCAUUUAUUAGAUCACAUGAAAACGCACACUGGUGAGAAACCUUAUUCUUGUCAGAUUUGCAAUUAUAAAUGUAUACACAAAGGUAAUUUAUUAGAUCACAUGAAAACGCACACUGGUGAGAAACCUUAUUCUUGUCAGAUUUGCAAUUAUAAAUGUAUACACAAAGGUAAUUUAUUAGAUCACAUGAAAACGCACACUGGUGAGAAACCUUAUUCUUGUGAGGUUUGCAAUUAUAAAUGUGCACGUAAACAUAAUUUAUUGCAACACAUGAAAACUCACACUGGUGAGAAGCCUUUUUGUUGUGAGAUAUGUAAUUACAGAAGUGCACACAAAGGUGAUAUAAAAAAACAUAAAAAAACCCACACUGGCGAAAAGCCUUUUUGUUGUGAGAUAUGUAAUUAUAAAUGUUCACACAAAGGUGUUUUAAACAGACAUAAAAGAACCCACACUGGCGAUAAGCCCUUUUCUUGUGAGAUAUGCAAUUACAAAUCUGCGACAAGAUGUAAUAUAUUGCGACAUAAGAUGAGAAUCCACACUCACACUAAGCCUCAGUUAUCCAGGUUACCCAGAGAAGAAAGUCUCCAUGCUGCUUGGCUCAGAACUCUCGGCACACAAGACCAUCACCUGCCCGACCCUGCUGUAGUCUGCUCGCAGCAUUUUUUAGAUGAAGACUUUUCUGAAACAAAGAGUUGUGUAAGGCAGAUUCGCUCUAAUGCUAUACCUACAACAGUGCAGAUGUGCAUGAUAUGCCUGGACACUGAUAGUAAGCUCUCUCUAAUGAGUAAACACAAGUUGGAGGAGACAUAUGAACAGCUAACUGGACUGUCUUUGUUUCAGUUGUGUAGUGGAGGAAACCUGAAGCAAACACUCUGUGUGCUGUGUGCUCAGAGAUUGAUUAACUUCAGUAGAUUUAGAGACUUGUGCUUGAGAGCCCAUUCACUGAUGACAGACUUACUUGCACAAGAUGAAUCAAUUACUAUUCAACAUAAGGAACUGAUGAACUGCACAACAAAACAUCUGCAGUGUAACUUAACACAGACGACGUUAGGAGCAGACUACUGUGACUUGUACAUAGAUCACACUGAUGAAGAGGAACAGACAGCAGCAGAGGAAUCUGUAGUGAAAGAUGUUGCAUCAGUUGUGGUGAAGAAUGAAUACAGUUCUGACUCCAUGUCAAAUGCUGAUAACUCUACAUUGGUACACAAAGAUGACAAUGACAGAAACCGUUCCAACAAUGACUGUGUCUUGGACGAUGAAUACUCUGACAUGAGCAUCGAGCUGGAAUCUAGACUACUGGACGAAGCUAUAGGUGAAGCUCUUCAUAACAAAACAACAGCUUGCUGGGCUGCAGUCACAGAACAUACUGAAACAGAGAGUUUCAUAAAGAGUGAAAGUGUUGUCUUUGAAUGUUCAUUUUGUGAUAAGGAGUUUCUGCAAGAAAUUACAUACUUGGAACAUUUAAGCAAACAUUCAUCAUUCAUUCAGGUAGUUGGCGGCGAAGCUGCAUGUGAUGCAUCACAAGUGUGCGAGCCUCGUGCAGCUGUGAGCCGCAGCGGUGACUCACUCGUGCUGCAGAACAAGUCAGUAUACAACGACGCUGCAUGUGAUGCAUCACAAGUGUGCGAGCCUCGUGCAGAUGUGAGCCGCAGCGGUGACUCACUCGUGCUGCAGAACAAAUCAGUAUACAACGACGCUGCAUGUGAUGCAUCACAAGUGUGCGAGCCUCGUGCAGAUGUGAGCCGCAGCGGUGACUCACUCGUGCUGCAGAACAAGUCAGUAUACAACGACGCUGCAUGUGAUGCAUCACAAGUGUGCGAGCCUCGUGCAGCUGUGAGCCGCAGCGGUGACUCACUUGUGCUGCAGAACAAGACAGGAAGUCGGAGGCUGAAUGAUGUCCCUCCCCCGGCUGCAGACUGCGCUCAGGCUUUAGUCGCUCCACUGUCCGCGAGACUUGCGGCAAACAACGACUACAAAGUGCAGGCAACUGAAGAAGCAGCUGCGACCCGGAAAACUGAACAAAUCCUUGAGACUGGCGUUGGCAAACUGAACAAGCAAUCAUCUCAGAAUGGCACUGAAAUAUAUACAGAUAUAAAUAGAUUCACAAACUGUGUAGUACAGUUAUAUGAUAUUUUCAAGAAACCCAAAAAACCUGUACUAGAUGAGAAUCCACGCCUGAAAACCCACACUGAUGCAAAGCCUUAUUCUUGUGAGAUGUGCAAUUAUAAAUGCACACACAAAAGUAGUUUAAGGCAGCAUAUGAAAACUCACACUGGCGAAAAACCUUUUUGUUGUAAGGUAUGUAAUUAUAAAUCUGCACUGAAACAUCAUUUAUUAAAUCACAUGAAAACUCACAAUGGCGAAAAGCCUUUUUGUUGUGAGAUAUGUAAUUAUAGAUGUGCACAGAAAGAUAAUUUAAAAAAACAUAAAAGAAUCCACACUGGCGAAAAGCGUUUUUCUUGUGACAUUUGCAAUUAUAAAUGUAUACAGAAACAUCAUUUAUUAUAUCACAUGAAAACGCACACUGAUGCAAAGCCUUAUUCUUGUGAGAUGUGCAAUUAUAAAUGUGCACGUAAACAUCAUUUAUUAUAUCACAUGAAAACGCACACUGGCGAAAAGCCUUUUUCUAGUAAGAUUUGCAAUUAUAAAUGUACAGUAAAAAGUAAUUUAUUGCAACACAUGAGAACGCACACUGGCGAAAAGCCUUUUUGUUGUGAGAUUUGCAAUUAUAAAUGUGCACAGAAAGGUGAUUUAAAAAAACAUAAAAAAAUCCACACUGGCGAAAAGCCUUUUUCUUGUGAGAUUUGCAAUUAUAAAUGUGCACGUAAACAACAUUUAUUAGAUCACAUGAAAACGCACACUGGUGAGAAACCUUAUUCUUGUCAGAUUUGCAAUUAUAAAUGUAUACAGAAACAUCAUUUAUUAGAUCACAUGAAAACGCACACUGGUGAGAAACCAUUUUCUUGUGAGAUUUGCAAUUAUAAAAGUGCACGUAAACAUAAUUUAUUGCAACAUAUGAAAACACACACUAGUGAGAAGCCUUUUUGUUGUGAGAUAUGUAAUUACAGAAGUGCACACAAAGGUGAUAUAAAAAAACAUAAAAGAACCCACACUGGCGAAAAGCCUUUUUGUUGUGAGAUUUGCAAUUAUAAAUGUUCACACAAAGGUGAUUUAAACAGACAUAAAAGAACCCACACUGGCGAUAAGCCCUUUUCUUGUGAGACAUGCAAUUACAAAUCUGCAGAAAGAUGUAAUUUAUUGCAACAUAAAAUGAGAAUGCACACUCAAACUAAGUCUCAGUAAUUGUAAUAAAAUAGAAAACGAAGCGAUCGCUCGAUCUUUGCAGAUGUGCAUUAACAAAAAACACAAAAACUUGAAUAUUUUUCUGAUCAAAUUUAAUUAUUGUAUCCGAAAGUGCCGCAAGUGUUGAUAGACUCUAAAGUGCAAACGAAGUGUGAAACAGAAGUCACAGUUGUACGCUAUUGUCAUCUGUACGAAGUGCAACUCGUACGCUGCUCCCUUCACCCCCUCGGGUAAAUGAGCGGGGCUCGUAUUGUGUGAGUCGCUCUCACUGCAGUGAUCGCGAGCGUUGCCCAGUGGCCGGUUGUAAAGAUGAGUUCACAACAAACCUCGCUUAGCGGAUAUCUCAUAAGCGGCGGCGGAGCUUCUACGAGUACUUAUCAACAUGUGACGAAGGGGAUACACAAAAAGUCGUGCGACCUAGAAAACGAAAGGAUCGGUCAGCUGAAAACGAUUUUCAUAUGUAGUUUCACAUUCAUAUUACCAAUUUUUGUCAACAAUUUGUUGACACUCAAAAUGAACGUUAACUUAAUUUUGAGUAACACGGCAAGAUGUUACGGAACUAACAAAUAUACUACUAAACUAAACUCAAAAUAUACUGCACAACAACAAGAACUUAACAAUGUCCUAAACCGUUGAGUACUAUACGUCUUGGAAAAUAUUUAUAGGAGUAGACCUCUCAAAGUGUGUUUGUUGUUGAUGUUGUGUAUAGACAGAGAUUAGAGACAGAACGUCAUCGAUUGCAAAUAUUAGACAAUCUGUAAUUGAUGAUGUUCUGUGGUACCAGAGGGUAACAGUUGUGUACUGAAGAUUGUACGCCUUAGAGAUAUUGGAGAUAUGUGAUUCUAAUUUAUAUAUAUUAAAUGCAUAAGUGUGU